CUCGCUCUAUGCCUAGAGAGAUGGAUCAGAACUCGAAUCACGAUAGAGCCACAUGCAAAAUCUUGGGCGUUGAAGAUCCGCCAUUAAUGCUCUCUCCCAUAUCAUAACACAAUUAUUGAGUCUUUGAAAAAAAUUGUUAAAAAAAAAGACUUUUGAGGAGAUUAAAAUAAGCAGGUGAGUCAUAAGUAGCUGUGGAGUUAAAGACGUGUAGAGAGAGCGUGUUCACUUUCUUGGCCGCGUUUCCAAUUUUCAAGAAUCUUGUGAGAAACUAACUUCUUGAUUAGUUUUUUUGUGUGUUUUUAGAGAACGUGAAAAAAAGAAGAUGAUUAGAUUAACAAAUCAUCUUGAACGAUAGAAGGAAUAUAAAGGCUUAGAGAGGCCAUUUUGUGAGUAUUAUUCAGUCACAAGCUUCUUGUCUUUUUGCAUCAUCUGCGUAAAGUAAGCUUUUUUCUCUCUGCAAUUUUUUUUGUCUCUUCUUCUUUCGUUCUGCAAUUUGCCAAUAUUUUAGUAUUAAGUUUCAUUGAUUUCUCUGCUGAAAAAAAUGUGGAUAAAUAAUGCUUAAACUUAUCUCUGGGAUUUCUAGAGACUUGUGACAAAUGUCAAAUGGGUUGUUGAAUCUUCACGUGUCCUCUUUUCUCCUCUUAUCUCAUCUAAUUUGUUUCUUUAGUUUUGUUCAACGCAAGCACAUCUUCAAUCCGAGAAAGUCAUCUUCUUUGAACCUCAAAUUGCCUUUUAGUUUGUCAAAUGACUUAAGUUCUUGAUCUUUUCUUGUAGGGUUUCUCUGCACUCCACGGUCAUGGCCUCAUCUACGGCUCAGAGCAAGAAGCAGUUUAAGAGGUCUAUGACCAAGAAAUCACACUCAUGGUGGUGGGAUAGUCACAAUUCUCCCAAGAACUCAAAAUGGCUCGCAGAGAAUCUAGAGAAGAUGGAUGACCGAGUGAACCACAUGUUGAAACUGAUUGAAGAAGACGCAGACUCUUUUGCCAAGAAAGCUCAGAUGUAUUUCCAGAAGCGUCCCGAGUUAAUCCAGCUUGUCGAGGAAUUCUACCGCAUGUAUCGCGCAUUGGCUGAGCGUUAUGAUCAAGCUAGUGGUGAACUUCAGAAGAACCAUACAUCUGAGAUCCAGUCACAGAGCUCUCUUGAGUUAUCAUCUCCUACCAAAGAGAAGUUGAGUCGUCGUCAAUCUGGCCAUAAAGAAGAGGAAGAUUCAUCGUCUUUGACUGAUUCCGGUUCUGAUUCUGAUCAUUCCUCUGCCAAUGAUGAAGAUGCUGACGAGGCAUUGAUCCGAAGGAUGGCUGAUUUAGAACUUGAGCUUCAAGAGACAAAACAGAAGCUCCUUCUCCAGCAGGAAAGUGUUAAUGGUGAUAAUAAUGUUGAUCUCCUUCAGAAAAUUGCUGUUUAUGAGGGAGAGCUUCAUGAAGCUAAUGAGAAGAUGCGAAUGCACGAAGAAGAGAUCGCUAAUCUGAAGAAUCAGCUUCAGAGCUUCAUGUCCUUUGACACAGAAGCUCAUCUUGGUGCUGAAGAAAAGAGUCUUGAUUUCGAUAAAGAGGACACUAAAGAAGAUGCAGCAGCUACGAAAGUGCUAGCCUUGGAGGAAGAGCUGAGUAUCGCGAAAGAGAAGCUUCAACACUUUGAGAAAGAGACUUAUUCACUAAAAAUUGAGCUUGAACACGGUAAAGCUGCUGAGGAGAAGCUGAAGAGCUUACAGCAUGAGCUUGAGUUGGCUCAGAAAGACACUGAUACCUACAUAAACAAGCUCAAUGCGGAGAAGAAAGAAGUCUUGAAGUUGCAGGAGAGAUUAGCAAUGGUGAAAACUAGUUUACAGGACAGAGAUAACGAGAUAAGGGCACUGAAAACUGCGGUUUCUGAUGCUGAACAAAAGAUAUUUCCCGAGAAAGCACAGAUCAUGGGAGAAAUGUCGAAGAUGCUCGAAGAAAUAAGCCAACUUGGAGAGCAACUGAGAGAGCUGGAAUCACAUAUAAGGCUGAUCACGGAAGAGAAAGCUGAAACAGAGGAGAAACUUAGAGGAGAAGCCGAGAAAAUCAGCGUAAUGAGAGAUGAGAGCAAUAUGCUAAGAGAAGAGAUUGGGAAGAGAGAAGAGAAGAUAAAGGAAAUGGAAAAGCAUAUGGAGGAGCUUCAUAUGGAGCAAGUGAGGCUGAGAAGACGGUCGAGUGAGCUUACAGAAGAAGUGGAAAGGACGAGAGUAUCUGCAUCGGAAAUGGCUGAGCAGAAAAGAGAAGCAAUAAGGCAGCUUUGUAUGUCUCUUGAGCAUUACAGAGAUGGGUACGACAGGCUUUGGAGAGUUGUUGCAGGUCAUAAGGGUAAGAGAGUAGUGGUCUUAGCAACGUGAAGUGUAAGAACAAUGACUAUGUGCAGGACAUGCUUUGUGUUCUUUUGGACUUAAAUGUUGUUUUAAGGGCCGUUAAGUUGAUGUUGAAAAUAGGUUGGAGUUGAAUAAUGUAUGUUGAUAUAGUAAAAAUCAAUGGUAAUAUUUUCUCAUUU
Molecule: messenger RNA, 2502 nt
Organism: Arabidopsis lyrata subsp. lyrata
Lineage: Eukaryota; Viridiplantae; Streptophyta; Magnoliopsida; Brassicales; Brassicaceae
Product: protein NETWORKED 4B
Exons: 3
Coding region: 797-2350 (517 amino acids)
Cellular component (GO): vacuolar membrane
Molecular function (GO): actin binding
Source: RefSeq, a predicted model, not a curated record